Penaeus indicus is the source of this 756-nucleotide messenger RNA. Its product is annotated as proline-rich protein HaeIII subfamily 1-like. Bases 1 to 756 code for a protein of 251 amino acids. The record is from RefSeq and is a predicted model, not a curated record. The transcript has a single exon. Lineage: Eukaryota; Metazoa; Arthropoda; Malacostraca; Decapoda; Penaeidae.
AUGAAACUUCCCUCAGGAAUGAAACCUCCUUCAGGAAUGAAACCUCCUUCAGGAAUCAAACCUCCCUCAGGAAUCAAACCUCCUUCAGGAAAGAAACCUCCCUCAGGAAUGAAACCUCCCUCAGGAAUCAAACCUCCUUCAGGAAAAAAACCUCCUGCAGGAAAGAAACCUCCCUCAGGAAUCAAACCUCCCUCGGGAAUGAAGCCUCCCUCAGGCAUGAAACCUCCCUCAGGCAUGAAACCUCCCUCAGGCAUGAAACCUCCCUCAGGAACGAAACCUCCCUCAGGAAUGAAACCUCCCUCAGGAAUGAAACCUCCUUCAGGAAUCAAACCUCCCUCAGGAAUCAAACCUCCCUCAGGAAUCAAACCUCCUUCAGGAAAGAAACCUCCCGCAGGAAUGAAACCUCCCUCAGGAAUCAAACCUCCUUCAGGAAAGAAACCUCCUUCAGGAAUCAAACCUCCCUCAGGAAUCAAACCUCCUUCAGGAAAGAAACCUCCCUCAGAAAUCAAACCUCCCUCAGGAAUCAAACCUCCCUCAGGAAUGAAACCUCCUUCAGGAAAGAAACCUCCCUCAGGAAUGAAAACCUCCCUCAGGAAUGAAACCUCCCUCAGGAAUCAAACCUCCUUCAGGAAUCAAACCUCCCUCAGGAAAGAAACCUCCCUCAGGAAAGAAACCUCCCUCAGGAAUGAAACCUCCUUCAGGAAAGAAACCUCCCUCAGGAAUGAAAACCUCCCUCAGGAACGAAACCUCCCUUAG